Messenger RNA from Colletotrichum godetiae, 1269 nucleotides. RefSeq lists its product as uncharacterized. The record is from RefSeq and is a predicted model, not a curated record. NCBI's taxonomy places the organism in Eukaryota, Fungi, Ascomycota, Sordariomycetes, Glomerellales, Glomerellaceae. The transcript is spliced from 2 exons. Bases 194 to 886 code for a protein of 230 amino acids.
AUCACAUCCUAUAAUAACCUCUUUCUCCAACCUCUCUGCUUCUCGUUCCCACCCCCCUUUUCCCUCCUCACGCUCGCUUCCCCCAACUUAACAACUUGACUGCCAUUCAGACAAUCCUCCUCCCUUCCAGUCUUCCUCCCACAAAGCAUCUUCAAGUCUCUCAACUUACCAACCCCUAAUACCAACCUUCAAGAUGCGUUCAUUCGUUACCUGCACCGUCCUGGCCACCGUCGCCUCCAUGGCCGUCGCCCAGGUCCACCCUCGCUUCGAGUACCCCGAGUCUGUUCCCGCCGUUGAGAAGCGCCAGGAGCCCGGCACCCCCCGCUACCAGUGCCACGAGGACUGCGGUCUUCUCAUCACCCUUGGCCGCGAGGACGGCUUCUGCAGCAACUCGGAGUGGAACGAGCGCUACGGCCGCUGCAUGACCUGCGCAAACACCUACUCCAUCUGGAUGUACUACUCCUCCGGCGUCACCUCCGCCGCCGCAAAGUGCGGUCUCUCCCCGACCCCCAGCCCCUCCGGAGGCGCCGUCGAGACCACCGCCGCAGCCACCACCGCCGCCCCCGCCCCGGCCACCACCACUGCGGCUCCCGCUCCCGUCCCCACCACCGAGACCUCCGCCGCCGCGCCCCCGGCUGAGUCCACCUCUGCUGCCGCUGAGUCCUCGGCCCCUGCUGCCUCUACCUCCGCCGCCGGUGCUCCCGCCACCACUCCCUCCACCGCUGCCUCCGGCUCUGCUUCCGCUUCCGCUUCCGCCUCCGCCUCUGGUGCCGCUACCACCUCUGGCGCUGCUUCCGGUACCUCCGCGGCUACCGUCACCCGCGUCACUUCCAUCGGAACCUCUGUUGUUAUUGUAUGUGUCGCCUGGGCCUGGUCUAUGAUGUAGACGUAAAAUUCGUUUUUUUUGGUGUUCUUUGUUUGUUAACGUGGUUUCUUCUCUCUCUUGUAGCCUUCCGGAACUGCCACCCCCAGCACCCCCGUCUUUGCUGGCGCCGGCAAGAACGCCGCUGCCGUCGGUCUUGCUGCCGUCGGCCUGGCCCUCGCUGCCUUCUAAGGGAGAUGCAUCCUUGAAAUUCUAAAGGACGAGCUUUUUUGAGGAAAUGUACAUAGGCGAAGAUGCCACCACAACUUUAAUAUUCACCGGAGAUAUGGUCAUGUUUAUGGAUGUAUGAUAGCGAAGAUUUUGUUAUUAUACGAUUGGAGAUAGUAUACUACAACCUAAUGAGUCUCCAUUACACGAUUGACGGUUGUGAUAUGUGAUGCGUAAAG